This is a messenger RNA of Triticum turgidum subsp. durum (durum wheat), 645 nucleotides long. NCBI's taxonomy places the organism in Eukaryota, Viridiplantae, Streptophyta, Magnoliopsida, Poales, Poaceae. The record is from the annotation of a GenBank genome assembly.
AUGGACUUCGACUUCGACUGCGCCGCCGCCUCGCCCGGCGGCCAGUGGAUGGGCGAGACGGCGUCGCGGCGCCGGCAGCGCCGCCUCUCGUCCUCGUCGCUCAGGGCGUACCUCACGCCGGCCUUCGACGCCGUCGCCGCCGCCGGCCAGGGGGGCAUCUCCCCUUCCUCGUACUCGUCGGGCGGGCUGGAGCUCGGGUUCGACACGUCGCUCCUCCGCCUCCGCCGCACCUGCUUCUCCGCCAACGCCGAGCUGGACAGCCGCCGCCUCCUCUACUCGCCGCAGUCGCCGCCGCCGCCGCAGCAGCAGCAGGCGCGGCCACGGCCGAUGUACGCGAUGGCGGACCAUGAGGCGGCCUACCUCUACGCGCCGAAACGCCAGGCUGGCGGGCUCACUGGCGCACCAGGUUUUCCCGAACUCAAGCAAACAUUUUCCAACUUCCGAUCACCAGAUGGUGCUGUCAUCCUAGGAAACAGGCCGGACCUUCUGUCGACACCGAAACCUGGUUCGACGACACCUUCAGGGCAGGCGGUGUCUGCAGCAGCACAGCCAACCGAGGAGGAAGACGACCUGAUAGCCGAGGCCCUCUACGGGCGCAGCGGCCGACGCAGGCUGCCCAUCUUCAGGGAAAUCUGCCCGGAAUAG